Messenger RNA from Anthonomus grandis grandis, 1047 nucleotides. RefSeq lists its product as uncharacterized. Lineage: Eukaryota; Metazoa; Arthropoda; Insecta; Coleoptera; Curculionidae. The transcript has 2 exons. The record is from RefSeq and is a predicted model, not a curated record. Bases 61 to 1047 code for a protein of 328 amino acids.
UUUCAUAGGUUAUAUCCUGAGCUCCGUAGAGACGAAAAUCGAUUCUAUACUUACUUUAGAAUGAAUUUUGAAUGUUUUGAUGAAAUAAUAAAUCUUAUCAAGGACGAUAUUACAAAACAAGAAACUACAUUUAGAGAACCGAUUGGCGCAACAGAACGAUUAGCCGUCACAUUAAGAUUUUUGGCAACCGGCGACUCUUACAAAACAAUCGGUCACAGUUUUCGAUUGGGAUUUUCAACAGUUGCUAUAAUUGUUGAAGAGGUUUGCACUGUUAUAUGGAGUAAACUGCAGCCAAUUUAUAUGCCAGAGCCCACACAAGAGCUAUGGGAAAAAUCAGUUUUGGGCUAUGAAAACUUAUGGCAGUUUCCUAACUGUUUAGGAAGCAUAGACGGGAAGCACGUGACAAUCAGGUGUCCCCAAAAUAGUGGAUCAAAUUAUUUUUCCUACUUAAAAAAAUUUUCAAUUGUUCUCAUGGCGAUUGUUGACCCUGAAUAUAAAUUUAUUUGUGUAGAUGUUGGUGCCUAUGGUAAAAAUAGUGAUGGAGGUAUCUUCGAGCAAUCUGCUAUGGGAAGAAGAUUUGAAAAUGGAACAUUUAAUAUUCCUCCUAACAGGCCAUUUGCCGGUAAAGAUGAUGAGGUUCCAUGUGUUUUGAUAGGCGAUGAAGCUUUUACCUUAAGUACUUACUUAAUGAGACCAUUUCCCUACAGACAAGCGAGAUAUGACCGUAGUAAAGAAAAAUUCAAUUACCAUCUAUGUAAAGCUCGUCGCGUUGUGGAAAACGCUUUUGGCAUACUGGCACACAAAUGGAGAUUUUUUUUUAGACCCUUAGAAGUAAAAGUUAGCACGGCUACAAAGCUUGUAAAAACAGCCUGUGUAUUACACAACUUUUUACGGGAAAAAAAUAUUGACCAAAAAUAUCUUAAUCUACAAGAACACAAUGAUAUGCCAGUACAGGUAUUCCAUCCCUUGCCAGUUGAUAGAAGAAGAGCGGUAAACCUAGCGUUUGGGAUACGUGAAAAAUUUGUUUCCCAUUUCAGUAAUUUGUAA